AUGAACCUUGAAGAAUCAUACUCAACCGGAAGGGGUGGUUGUGGAAUGGGCUUGGGUAUACUCAACCAAAAGUGUCACCAUGUCGCUUGGUAUUUGGGAAGGCUUGUCAUCUUCCUGUGGAGCUUGAACAUAGAGCAUUUUGGGCUCAUGGACCUGAAUGAGCUAGAAGAGUUCUGCAACGAGGCUUAUGAAAAUGCUAAAAUCUAUAAGGAGAAGACGAAGGCCUUCCAUGACAAGCGUAUCUUGUGUAAAGACUUUCAACCAAGGGAUAAAGUGCUCUUAUACAAUUCAAGGUUGAAAUUAUUUCCGGGCAAGUUGAAAUCGAGGUGGUCGGGACCUUUCACAGUGGUGGUAUCACUUCCAUAUGGUGCAGUACAGAUACAUAGUGAGAAGACAAGGCAUUUUAAGGUGAAUGGUCAGCGAUUAAAGCACUAUAUUGAGGGCCAAGUAGAGAAGGCAAAACCUGUUGUGAUAUUAAGACCCCUUUGA
Molecule: messenger RNA, 489 nt
Organism: Humulus lupulus (European hop)
Lineage: Eukaryota; Viridiplantae; Streptophyta; Magnoliopsida; Rosales; Cannabaceae
Exons: 1
Coding region: 1-489 (162 amino acids)
Source: RefSeq, a predicted model, not a curated record